This is a messenger RNA of Trichobilharzia regenti, 1360 nucleotides long. The record is from the annotation of a GenBank genome assembly. Lineage: Eukaryota; Metazoa; Platyhelminthes; Trematoda; Strigeidida; Schistosomatidae.
AUGAAUAACAAACGGCUCUGUGUCAAUAGAAAAUCCCAAAGCAAUUUAUCAUUGCUUCGUAGUUCUCCAGGUGGUAUCCUUUUCUCAAGUGUAGCCGGUGGUCCUCUGCAUGUUCAUUCUCCAGACAGAAAUUCUGAAAACUUUGCUGCAAAGUCUACUGAUGACCCUAAUAUAGAGUUGCCAACCAUCAGUGUUCGCGAAGUUGAUGAAAUACUUAGCAGUUUAACAACUCCAAAUUCCUCCCCAGUCAAGACAGCAAGUGGUACUUCUGGCAUAAUCAAUGCCCAUCCCAAUUACUGUGAUACACGUGAUGGUUUGUGUCAUAAUGUUGCCCAGCACAACAAUAAGCAGUCAUUAGAGAAGAACUUAUUUGAUGGAGUGGAGUGCUCACCAAAUCCUGUGGAAACAAACAGUGUGAAAAAUGCAAACAUCACAGAACGAAACCUAAAUGGUAUUUCACAGAUUUGCAUUAAAAGUAAUGGCGCGGGUAGAAUAUCUACGUCAAGUACAUGUCGUAAUGCAGCUGAAAAUUUGUCUAGUAGCAAAUAUACUCUUGGAAAUUCUUUUUUGCGAAGUACGAGUUUUAUGUGUCCUGAGAGAAAGCGUCACACGGAUACUGACCUACGUACGAAUCAAGCUAACCGUAAAAAUAACACGAAAACUGUAUCUUUGCAGUCUAUGAUGGAUAUCCUACCAUUAUUUCCAUCUUGCCGAAGUGUAGCUGAAUUAGGUGCUUUGGCACUUGGGCCUGAAUCUGAAAAAACGACAGAUCAUAGUUUCCAUAAACAAAAAUCUGUGUCAUUGCAUCCCAAAGCAUGUUCUGGUACCAACCUGUGCAAACCACCCUUUAAAAUGCAAAUUUCUAGUUCUUCUCGUGAUCGUUCUCCUAUUGGUAGUUUGGAUCUAGCUACUCAUAGUAGAUACCAAAAUGCAAGUGCUUCAAGUGUUCAAGAAGCGACUAAAUACCGACAGGCCUACCUUUCUGUACGCAAAGCGAAUCAAGCCAAGGUUUUGUCAAAAUCCACUACGACUGUACCAUCCUCCGUUCUUGAGAGCAAAAACCAAGACACACCGAAGAAUCAUCAUGUUUCCUACCAAACGCCAAAUAAUGAUCAACUUACAGUUCAUUUAAAAUACAAUUCAGAUGAUCGUUUCAAGCAUAUUUGCCCUCAUCCAAGAUGUGGUCGUAGAUAUCAGGCUGAGAUAGGCCUUCUACGUCAUUUGGUUAAAUAUCAUGGGGAACAGAUUGAAUUACCUCGAAGAACUAGUUCUGCAGCCAAUCAACGCUUGGUUAGACGUCCAGCUUCAGAGGAAAGAACUAUUACUUCAGUUGGAUUUGAUGAAACUGAUGAAAUAGUGG